Molecule: messenger RNA, 795 nt
Organism: Aspergillus aculeatinus CBS 121060
Lineage: Eukaryota; Fungi; Ascomycota; Eurotiomycetes; Eurotiales; Aspergillaceae
Exons: 4
Coding region: 1-795 (264 amino acids)
Source: RefSeq, a predicted model, not a curated record
AUGUCAAGGCCAUUUCUGCGGACACCGGCCUCCCAAUCGUGGUGCAAAGCCCACAUUCCACACAAAAGUCGAAUGCCCCACGAUCCAGUCAAACCAGGUUAUGAUGCCCUCCUCGAAGAGUGUGGCCUCACCUGGCACUCGACCCAGGCGGACUUACUGAUGCACAUUUUGGACUGGGUUUCAUCAACAACCCAGCUCCCGGAGCAGCGGGUGUUUGCCGGCUCGCGCCUCCAGAAUAGGCGUCUUACUGCCACCAAACAUAACGCUCCGGUUAUCCGCCUUGUGGACCGGGCUACAGUCAUUCUCACAUGUUUCUAUCGCAUCUAUCCACCCCCUCAGCAUAGGGAGUCGCUCAUACGGAUCCAUGGGGCCAAACAGGGUCUCGACCGCUGGGAAGAUAAGCCGGUCAAUCUUCACGACCUGGGAAUUCGCGAAGUCCUCCGAGUCGACUAUCCAAGCCGCCGUGAUCUUGAGGCUGCUAUUGCCACAGAAAAGUCUACCAUCCAGCAGCAAAAAACUCCUGCUUUCCAGAGAUGGGAAUCCCGCAUCAAGGAGACUUCAAAGCUUAAUUGGACUGUUUCACUAGGCUUGCCACCGUUGCUUCUUCACCAUGCGAACACCGGCUAUAUUAACUUGGUAGUACUACCGGCGAAAGAUGCGACUGGUAACAUCAUCGUCAUGCAUGAACACAGCUUUAUCAGCCCCCGCAGUAGCCAAACCGGCAACCAGAAAAGCGAAAGCUGCUCGCAAACAAGGUUUGGAAGUAGUGGCGACGCGUUCAAGACCUUCCAUUAA